This is a messenger RNA of Mycotypha africana, 5790 nucleotides long. RefSeq lists its product as uncharacterized. Gene Ontology annotation, molecular function: nucleotide binding; single-stranded DNA 3'-5' DNA exonuclease activity; zinc ion binding. The transcript is spliced from 11 exons. Bases 137 to 5668 code for a protein of 1843 amino acids. Gene Ontology annotation, biological process: base-excision repair, gap-filling; DNA replication; nucleotide-excision repair, DNA gap filling. Gene Ontology annotation, cellular component: epsilon DNA polymerase complex; nucleus. NCBI's taxonomy places the organism in Eukaryota, Fungi, Mucoromycota, Mucoromycetes, Mucorales, Mycotyphaceae. The record is from RefSeq and is a predicted model, not a curated record.
GGGCUAAGAAAUCACACUUUUUUUUAUUAUUUUGAUCGUGUAUUCGUCGUUACAAUAACUUAAAUAUAAAAAGCAUUGGUUCGCUAAAAGGACAUAUAUAACGAACUCCUCCGUCACAUCUCAUUUGAAAACCAGAAUGCCUCCUAAACCUGAAUUUGGUGUCUCUUCGGGAACUGGAGGACGAGGAGGAAGUCGUUUCUCAGGGCCCAGACGAUCAACGACACAGUUUCAACGGUAUGGGUUACCAAACAAUGCCGCAACAGAGGCAUCGAAUGUAGAUCAGCGUUUUGAAGACAUAAGCAUAAUGGACGAUCUGCAAUUUCGGUUCGGCUUUGAUAAAUAUCAUGAGGGCCCUGAAAGAUUAGGCUGGUUAAUCAAUAUGCAUGAGACGUUGGUUAAAGAUUCAGACUGGGCAGGAGGAAGGUCAGCUGUGGAUUACUAUUUCAUCAAUGAUAGUGCCCAAACGUUUAAGUCAACUAUACUGUUUAGUCCAUAUUUCUUCAUUGGAUGCAAACCAGGUACAGAAGAUGAGGUCGAAGAUUUUUUAUUCAGACGUUUCGAAGAUACCAUCGAGAAAAUGACUCGAGUGAAGAAAGAGGAUUUGAAACAAAUCAACCAUUUGAUUGGUAACAAACGUACCUACAUAAAGCUCAGCUUCCGAAAUCAAAACGAUUUAUUUGCUGUAAGAAGAAUUCUUCUGCCUGUGGCAAAAAAGAAUAAAGGAAAACUUGAUGCUGUAGACACAUAUGCGGAAGUGAUAAACACUGCAAACAACAUUCACCAAGUUCACUCUAAUCUAGCAGCAAUGUCAGCUCGGAAGAACCCCGAAGAGAUCUUGGAAAAUAUUGUUGAUAUUCGUGAAUAUGAUGUUCCAUACUAUGUCCGUGUAGCAAUUGAUUUAGAUAUCCGUGUGGGUUUAUGGUAUACAGUAAAAGCGCUUGAUGACGGAACAAUAGUUCUGACAAGAGAGAAAGAUUUGGUCCAUCGUCCGGAACCAGUCAUUUUAGCUUUCGAUAUUGAAACAACAAAGUUACCGUUGAAAUUUCCAGAUGUUACAAUCGAUUCAAUUAUGAUGAUCUCUUAUAUGAUUAAUGAAAGGGGGUACUUGAUCACAAACCGUGAUAUAGUCAGCCAAGAUAUCGAAGAUUUUGACUACACACCCAAACCAGAGUUCGAGGGCCCUUUUACAAUUUUCAAUGAAGAUAAUGAAGAGGCUUUACUGCGGCGAUUUUUUGAACACAUUCAGGAAGUAAAACCAACUAUUUUCGUAACCUAUAACGGUGACUUUUUCGAUUGGCCGUUCGUAGAAGGAAGAGCAAAAGCAAAUGGUAUUGAUAUGUAUCAGGAAAUUGGUGUUUAUAAAGAUGAUGAGGAUGAAUACAAAUGUAAACAUGCAUCACAUAUGGAUGCAUUCCGUUGGGUGCAGCGUGAUUCAUACCUACCGCAAGGUAGUCAAAAUUUGAAAGAAGUAACAAAGAAAAAACUAGGUUACAACCCUAUGGAAUUGGAUCCAGAAGAUAUGACCCGAUUUGCAAGUGAACAACCACAGACUUUAGCGCAGUACUCUGUAUCAGAUGCUGUCGCUACAUAUUAUCUGUAUAUGAAAUAUGUUCAUCCUUUUAUUUUCUCCCUUUGCAACAUUAUUCCAUUGGUGCCCGAUGAAGUGCUCAGGAAGGGUACAGGUACAUUGUGUGAAUUAUUACUUAUGGUUGAAGCAUAUCAAGUGGAUGUCAUUAUGCCAAACAAGCAUGUUGAAGAAAUAAACAAGUUUUAUGAAGGUCAUUUGUUGGAAAGUGAAACGUACGUUGGUGGGCAUGUAGAAGCAUUAGAGGCAGGCGUUUUUAGAAGUGAUAUUGAAAGCGAGUUCGCUAUUGAUCCAGCCGUUGCACAGCAAUUGAUCGACCAACUGGAUGAUGCUCUUAAGUUCACAAUCACAGUUGAAGAAAAGAAAAAUCUAGAGGACGUGACAAAUUAUGAUGAGGUUAAAGCACAAAUUCAAAAGCAACUAGAGGAUCUAAGAGACAACAAACGUCGAAAAGAAAAACCACUUAUUUACCAUCUUGAUGUUGCUGCAAUGUACCCUAAUAUCAUUCUAACAAAUCGUUUACAACCUGAUGCUAUGGUUGAUGAAUCUCACUGUGCUAUUUAUGAUCACAGUGUGGACAACAAAGGCUGUGAUCGCAGAAUGAAGUGGAUGUGGCGUGUGGAAUACUUUCCUGCAACAAAAAGUGAAUAUCGUACAAUUGAAAAUCAACUACAACAGGAAACCUUUCCUUCAAAAUACCCAGGUGGCCCUCGACGUAUUUGGAAUUCACUGACAGCAACGGAAAAGUCGUCCCUAUUGCGUUCUCGUUUAACAGAAUUCUGUAAGAAGGUUUACAAAAAAGCCAAAGAAACAAAAACAAUAGAACGUGAAUCUAUUGUGUGUCAGCGAGAGAACCCGUUCUAUAUCGAAACUGUACGAGCUUUCCGUGAUCGUAGAUAUCAAUAUAAGGGCCUACAUAAACAAUGGAAAGCGGAACUUGACAAAGCAGUAAAAGAGGGAUCAGCGACCAAGAUAAACCACGCAAAGAAUAUGAUUGUUCUGUAUGAUUCAUUGCAACUCGCUCACAAAUGUAUUCUUAACUCUUUCUAUGGUUAUGUCAUGAGAAAAGGUGCACGUUGGCAUUCUUUGGAAAUGGCUGGAAUUGUGUGUCAUACCGGUUCUAAUAUCAUUCAAAUGGCUCGUCAACUGGUAGAGGGUGUAGGUCGUCCACUCGAAUUGGAUACGGAUGGUAUUUGGUGUAUUCUACCAGGAUCAUUUCCAGAAAACUACACAAUCACCAUGAAAAAUGGGAAGAAAUUUCGCAUUCAAUAUCCGUGCACUAUGUUGAAUCACUUGGUUCAUGCAAGGUUCACUAACGAUCAAUAUCAAAGACUUGUAAAUCCUGAAACGUUCGAAUAUUCGGUUAGCAAAGAGAACAGUAUUUUCUUCGAAAUCGAUGGCCCUUACCGCGCAAUGAUUUUGCCCUCAUCAACCGAAGAAGAUAAACUACUAAAGAAGCGGUAUGCUGUUUUUGAUGAGGACGGAUCGCUUGCCGAAUUGAAAGGUUUUGAAAUCAAACGUCGUGGUGAACUGAAGUUGAUCAAAAUCUUUCAAGAGGAGAUUUUUAAAGUGUUCUUGGAAGGUUAUACAUUAGAAGAGUGUUAUUCUGCUGUAGCUCGUGUCGCAGAUCGUUGGCUUGACGUCUUAUAUAGUAAAGCUGUGAACUUACAAGACGAAGAAUUAUUCGAGCUUAUUUCGGAAAAUCGAAGUAUGAGUAAGGCGCUUGAAGAUUAUGAAGGCCAAAAGUCCACGUCAAUCAGUACUGCCCGACGUCUCGCAGAAUUUUUGGGUGAUCAAAUGGUGAAAGAUAAGGGCUUAGCUUGUAAAUUCGUUAUUUCAGCUCGUCCUGCGGGUUUACCAGUUUCCGAACGCGCCAUUCCAAUUGCUAUUUUCCAGGCUGAAUCCAGUGUGAAGAAGCAUUAUUUGAGAAAAUGGCUUCAUGAUAACUCCUUACAGACUUUUGACAUCAGAGACAUUCUAGACUGGAACUACUACCUUGAACGUUUUGGUUCUGUAAUUCAAAAACUGAUUACAAUUCCCGCUGCUAUGCAGAAGGUGCGAAAUCCUGUCCCUAGAGUCCAGCAUCCUGAAUGGCUUUUCAAACGUAUUGCAGCUUUAGACGAUAAGUUUAAACAACGUCGAAUUACAGACUCUUUCAAAGCUACCGAUAAACCUUUAGUAGACGCUAUGGACAUAGAUAAUAUUGAAAACAUCAACCCCAAUGAUCCUCCUCCUCCCAACGUUAACGUCUCAGGUAUCAAGCGAAAGCUAAGCAUGAUAGACAUCGACGCACCUUUGCCCGAAGAAGAUCGUUCAGAGAAUAUGCCUGAUUGGAAUAUUGAUUACUCUUCUUGGUUGGCUUUUCAGAAGCGUAAAUGGAAGAGGCAGCGUGUAAUUCGUGACCAUAAGCGACAAUUUGGUGAGACGCCAAAGAAUGUACCAAAUGGAACGCAAAGUGCUGUUGGUUAUUUCAGAAAACAAACAGGCUCUCUGGUGACAAGUGUUUGGCAAGUAAUUCAAAUCAUGGAAACAGACAUUCCUGGUGAAUAUCGUAUGUGGGUUCUAGUUCAAGACCAAAUGUUCAACAUUCGCCUGACAGUACCUAGAACUUUUUACAUAAACAGCAAAGAGGCUGAACCUGAAGCAGUGCAGAAUCAAAGUCCAAAUUGUCAAAUGAUCAAAUGCUCGCGAACAUUACCUCGCUCACAUCCUGUACAUAAUUUAUACCUAAUGUCUAUGCCUGAGACAAUAUAUCGCAAUGAGAUCAGAAAGUUUGCUAAUAUUUUCAAUCAUCCAACAACUGAAGGUGUCUAUGAAACUCAGGUUCCACUCCUCGUUCGUGCUAUUUUACAGCUUGGUACUAGUUGUCAAUAUGUAAGACGUAAAGAUGCGCCGACUCGCCGGCUAGAAGAUCAGUUCGUACUAGACGAAUUAUCUCAACGGCCUGAGUUAGUUAACCAAUAUAUGUGCAAUCCAAAACUUUUCGGUUAUAUUUAUUUAUAUCACUCUCAAAUUGGUAACCGACAUUUCUUCACAUUGAUGGGUGGUUCAAUACCCACCGGGCAAGUGUUCAUCGUAGGAUUAUCAAAAAGCAACCAGCAAGUACCGAACAUUUCCCGGAUUUACAAAGAAAGAUACCAGGAGCUUUACGGAGAAGAAGGUCCAUUAAGCUCUACCGUUGACAUACCUAGAUCUGCAAACUUCGAGAUAAAUUAUUGCUCCUCAGAGACGGACGCUUAUAAAGUUAUCAACAAGACCCUUUCAAAAUAUUUAGACGACAAACGCGGUAAAACUAUUUUAACACUUUGCUCGCCGCGCUCCACCUCUUCUUUGAUCCAAAAAAUGCGAAUUUUGAAUAUGUUACCAUUCGUCAGGCUUCCAUAUACGCAAGCCAACAAUACUUUCGAUGCUCUUAAUUGGAUUCAACCUGUCAUUCAUCGUAUGCUUACCUAUUAUUUGGAACUUGGUGGUUGGAUUGACGAAAAGAUAUCACAGGCUCAAUAUGCAAAUAUUCCAUUCUGUAAUAUACCAAAUGAUCCUUAUUUAUUCAUGUCAGAUAUAAUGUUUGCAAGAAAAUUGAUGCAAAAUGAUAUGGUCUUAUGGUGGUCUGCCAGUCCGAUGCCUGAUCUCGGUGGACGUGAAGAGGAUGAGUCUUUGGCUGUAACAAGUGAGCUUGUCAACACAGAGCUUAAUGAACCUGGGGCUUAUGAAACUAUAUGUAUGGAGAUGGAUAUAGGUCGCCUUUGUUUAAAUACAUUAAUAGAAGUAAAUGUCAUUAAUGAGAUUGAAGGCAUGGCGAGCGGUUUCGCAGGCUUUGACAGUUCAAAUCACACAGUUGAGGAUUAUGCUAGUGGCGCAGUGAACACAAUGAUGGCCUUCGGGGAUGGUAUGAUUUCAAACAAAACCUUUUCUAUGCUACGUUCUGUUAUUCAAUCGUGGGUGCACCAAUCGUCUGACGAAAAACUGGAGCAAUUUGCGAAACAAAUGACUGGAAAUCUUCAUCGAUGGCUACUUAGCCAUAACUCACAUAUGUAUGAUCCCUCUCGACAAAGAGACGCUAAACGCUGCGAGAAGUUAUUUUGAAUAUCUACAAAAAACGGUUAAGCAAAAGCAAGUCUUCGAAAUGUUAGAAUUGAAGCCGACCGCAUACUGGAAUGUUCUACUAUGGAUGGAUGAGAAAAACUGUGGAUAUGUUCACAAAUUAU